Molecule: messenger RNA, 9531 nt
Organism: Colias croceus (clouded yellow)
Lineage: Eukaryota; Metazoa; Arthropoda; Insecta; Lepidoptera; Pieridae
Gene: Mical
Product: F-actin-monooxygenase Mical-like
Exons: 26
Coding region: 91-6861 (2256 amino acids)
Molecular function (GO): FAD binding
Source: RefSeq, a predicted model, not a curated record
AAAGUGAACUGUGAAGAGAUUGGAAGAGAUGAUCGCGAUGAAAGUUGGGUGGAAGAAAAUUUGAUUUAUUUGUAAUUUGCUACUACAGCCAUGAAUCGGGGGCCACGCGUGGAGCCCACUCCGCCCGAGUGCGCUCUCGCGGCGGAGAUGUUCGACCACUUCUGCUCGGCGGGCACUAUGAAACAGAUACUGGCCCUACAUAGAGAGAUUUGCAACACGCUGAAUUUGAAGCCGAAUAGACUGCCGGAUUUCUAUCCUAAGUUAAAGGCGAAACUAGCGGCGUCAUGGAAAGCUCAAGCCCUCUUCAAGAAGUUCGACGCGCGCGCAAACCACAAGGUGUACAAUAAGGGGAGGAUGUGUCCGCAGACCAAGGUGCUGAUCAUUGGAGCUGGGCCGUGCGGCUUGAGGGCUGCCAUAGAGUGCCAAUUGCUUGGAGCUAAAGUGGUGAUAGUAGAGAAACGGGACAGGAUAUCACGUAACAACGUGUUACACCUGUGGCCAUUCGUCAUACACGACCUCAAAGCGCUGGGCGCCAAGAAGUUUUUCGGGAAGUUCUGCGCAGGCUCCAUAGAUCACAUCAGUAUUAGACAACUGCAGUGUAUAUUGAUGAAGGUAUCGUUGCUCCUUGGGGUUGAGAUUCACGAAGGUGUUGGUUUUGAAGAGCUAUUGGAGCCCACAGUGACGCGUAACUCAGAAAUUCUAGGCUGGCGUGCUCGUGUGUCUCCCCAAGAGCACCCUGUAUCACAGUACGAGUUCGACGCGCUCAUAGGAGCGGAUGGGAAAAGGAACACCCUGCGGGGAUUUAAAAGGAAGGAGUUCAGGGGAAAACUGGCCAUGGCCAUCACUGCCAAUUUUAUUAAUCGACACACGGAGCAAGAGGCUGCGGUGCCUGAAAUCAGCGGAGUCGCGUUUAUUUUUAACCAAAAAUUCUUCAAAGACUUGAACGAGAUGACAGGGAUCGAUCUAGAGAAUAUAGUGUAUUAUAAGGACGAUACUCAUUAUUUUGUUAUGACAGCUAAGAAGCACAGUUUGCUGGACAAAGGAGUGCUGCUAAAUGACUUCUCCGAAGUAUCCCGUCUCCUCAGCGUGGAGAACGUGGACCGAGCCGCGUUGAUGCGGUACGCGCAAGAGGCGGCCCGCUUCUCGACAGACGGCCGCUUGCCGCUGCGGGACUUCGCGCUCAACCACUACGGGGAGCCCGACGUGGCGCUGUUCGACUUCACGUCCAUGUACGCGGCCGAGAACGCGAGCAUUGUAUACGAGCGGCUCGGCCGUCGUCUGCUCUGCCAGCUAGUGGGGGACAGUUUAUUAGAGCCGUUUUGGCCCACGGGCUCAGGGUGUGCGAGAGGGUUUCUAUCCGCGUUGGACUCCGCGUGGGCGGUGAGGGCCUGGGGGCAGUCGCCGCACCCGCAUCCCUUGCAAGUGAUCGCUGAGAGGGAGAGCAUUUAUCGGCUGUUGGCGCAAACAACGCCAGAGAACUUACACCGCGACUUCGGCGGGUACACGCUGGACCCGGGCACCAGGUACCCGAACCUCAACAGGACGGCCGUCACUCCGCACAGAGUUACGUCGUUCUACGAUUCCGACGAUCCCCUGUCUUUGGAUACCUCUACGCUGCCCAAGAAACGACGUAGGGACCCAGAAAUACCGGAAGAGGCUCUGAUCGCGUGGGUGGGGUACCAGAAGCCGGGAAUACGUGCGGCGGCUUCACCGGCCGCUCUAUACGACCUGGUGAAGCGGUACAGGCCUGACCUGUUGGCCGACUUGUUGGUCGACCAGAUGAGCGACGACGCCGAGUGGCCGAUAUACCACGUGCUGCAACGGGAGUUUGGUAUCCCUCCGUUCUCUACAAACCAGAAAAUACAAGACGUGCCAGAAGCUAAGCUACGCUCGUAUCUGACUCGUGUUUAUUACGCGUUCAAGGGCGAAGUACCGCAUAUUCACCAUGAGUCCAAUAUGUUUGAUCAGAUAAAACAAAGCCAACAGAAGGAUAAAAGCAUACGCAACACAGCUGAACAGUCAAUAUCUGCUUAUUCAUAUGCCGCCGACAUGGACAAAUCGCACUCGACAAAUAAGAAACGGCGCACCAUUCACGUGGUUCAAGUAAGUAACGAUCCAGCUGAGUACAUUAGGAAACAGAUUGGGAAGUUAGAUCUUAAUGAUAUCUCACAAUUAGCUCGACUAAUAGAAGGCCACGACGCCAUAUCGGACACGGAACACAAUGCAGACAAACAAAAAGAACUGCAGGAACAGAUAUUGGCUUUGUUGGACCCAGAAGACUCACCAGACCCCACUUUGGUCAGGGCGUCUUUAUCUCAAUUACUUCAAGGCAGUUCUAAAAUAAGAGUCAAGGAAACACCAGAAGAAGCUCAUGUUAAACGAUAUUUUGUUAAUGAACAAUCUUCGGUGAAGAAACCUACACGUAAACUUAAAGGACUCGAUCCGAGCACUAUCGUAGUACCAGAUUUUUCGUCCAUAUUCCAAAACGAAUCUACUGAUACAGAUGACACGUUGAUUGCAAGUAAGAUGUCACCUAAAAUAGGGCAUACGAAACACGAAAAGAUGCUUAUUCGAUCACGUUCUGCGGAAUCACCAGAUCUUGAACCGAGAAGAUUGUCCGAAAUCAUGACACGCAGAAAAAAUUCAGAUUCGAUGUUACAGUGUGGUCGGGCCAACUCUAUAGGGUCUACAGAAACCGGAUAUAACAUAAAAGAAAUCACCAAUUUGUUUGAAGGUCGCAAAAAGAGACAAACGUCCGGCUCGCUCACUCGUCACAUGCGUUCUGAGCCUAAAGAAACACCAGAAAGGGUUUUACGCUGGCAACAAAUGGCAGAUAUAAUUGAAGGCAAGAAACAGGACACACAAGUGUAUGAUACCUCUAAACGGGUUGAAUCCAUUGGGAAUCCGGAAAUGGCGUUGCGCAGACAAAAGGUUGCGGAACUAAUUGUAGGCAACAAACCUCGCCAAGUAACCGAGUCUGUGACGUCACAGCGAAGAAAUUCGGGCGAAUUAGCCUUCAGAAUGCAGCGCGUAUCAGAUAUGAUGGAAAAGAAGAAGGAAGAAGCGAAGCGACAUAAGGGCGGAGGUAAAAGGAAAGCGGCUCGGGAAAUAAUGAAACAACGAUUCGAGAAAAGUCUGCAAAUGUUAGCAGUUGAGCCACGUAUGAACUUUACGCCGUCCACAGACUUAGAGAAUGAUUACGGUCUCCAGCAGUACAGAGCGAGCGCGCCGCAAUUCGACGAACGCGUUAAAAAACUUGAGAAACAACUACAGCACUAUGAGGAAGGCAAGGUGGUCAGCGGUAGGACUAGAUUCUCAAUAGGUGGUGGUGAGAGAGUCGCCAGGCUGGCCGCUGAGUUGGCGAACACAAGCAACGUGGCAUCUACCCCAUUACCCAAAGCUACGAAACCAAAAGAUCUCAUGAGAUCCGUUGGCAAGAUCAAUAGAGAGGACUGGAAUGUUAAGGAAAUUGAAAGAAAAAUAACUGAGAAUAGGUUGGGCAGGCCCGAACCGAAAACCGCUGAAAAAGUGCCGAAGUGGGAUAGAGAACAGUUUUUAGGCCGGCAAAGGAAGCUCAAAGAGGGAGAUUCAAAUGAUGAAAAGUGGGGUGAGAUCGAUGAGACUAUUCAUAAAAUCGACCAGCAAUUGAAAGACUCUGGGAGACCUAUGCUUGGAACGAAAAAGGUAGCCAAUUUAGCAACGAAAUUUGUUAAAAAGGACGAUCCUUCGCCUAAUAAAUCGCAGUCGAGUAGAAAGGAAUUGAAGGAGAAAAAAAUAUGGCGUGGGCCGACGUCCGCCGGCAAGCAGUGCACCGCGUGCGGGACGCGCGUGUUCGCUGCUGAGGGUGUGACAGCGGACGGGCUGAACUUGCACCGCGCGUGCUUCCGCUGCGCCGUGUGCAAAACGGUGCUGCGGCCCGGGAGUUACACCAUGGAGCGUUACGGGACGCGGCUAGUGUGCCUCCGUCACUCCGGUGUGGAUGUGCCCGAGGCCGGGUCGGCUGUGGCCACUAGGAACGAGUAUAAAUACGCGGCUUCCACGCCCGAGAGGAUCAGUAUAGAGCUGUCCGAUGGCGGCGCGAGGGAGAUCGACGAGGACGAGUGGACGGAUAGGAACUUUUUAGCUUCGGAAACUUCGGGAGCUGGGGGAUUGAGCGACGACGACGACUCGAGCACGGACGAGUACGUGGACGUGGAGAGCGAAGCGGAGGCGGAUCGUUCCGGCGAGCAAGCCCCGCCACCAGCGCACUCCAACAUUUACUUCUCCGACGAUUCCUUCGGAUAUGACGAUUAUUCGGAUGAUGGCGGCGAGUCGUCCGGCGGCGAGUCGUGUUCGCGCAUGCGCGAGGCCCGCGAGGCGCGCCGCCGCGAGGUGCCCGCGCACGCGCCGCCGCCCUCCGACAGCAGCGAGAUCGAGUCUGAUGAGGAGAGUGAGUCAAGUGAUGAGGAAGUGUCGUCAGCGACUGAAGUAUCCACCGAUAGUGAGUUUGCUCGCGAAGAAAGUGCGCCGGUGCCUUCGCCCCCCGCCAUAUUGGUCACGGAGGCGCCGCCCCCGGCCCCGCCCCCUCCACAAGACUACCCCUUAAGCAGAACCAAAUCAGCUGGCGGUCUAGCCACUAAACGAGCACUAGAACUCAAAAGGAAGUACUUGCUCGGGGAACCCUCGCCGCCAGCUGUCAGAAAAUCAGACUCCACUUCCCAGCUAGAUACCAAAUUAGAAGCUUUUCGAUCUAAUAUCACUGAAUUCCAGAAAAUGUUACACCCAGCGACUACGCCCACGCCACAAACGACUUCGCCCUACCUUUCCUUUCAAUUUACACUCGACGAGAAGAAAGCUCAACCGGACAUCCCAGAUAUAAUCAAAAACUUAUGCAAUGAUGUCCCCGUAGAUUUACUCACGAAAGGUGAUUCACCGAUUUGUAAGAACGAUUGGAGGACGCCUAUCAAAGAAGAUGAGAAACAACCAGAUUUAGAAACGGACUCCUUAUCAGAUGACUCGUCUCAUACGGAGACUCUGCCCAACCAAUCUGUGCCGAGAGUCGAAGUCCACGACGAAGGUGGAGAGUUAAUACAGUUAGAUAGCUUAAUUCUAGCCAAUAAUGAAACCGAUGACGUAGAUGAAAAAAUAUCAGGAACCGCCACCGCAUCCGGCCCUACAGUUGUAGCAGUUGAAUCGGAAUCUUCCGAGUCAUGUAAAGACGCGACCACUUUAGCCUUAACUGAAACAGAACUAUCAGACUGGGCGGCAGAAAGUGCGGUGUUAGACGACUGCGGUAUGGAUGAAAAUACAGAGAGAAAGAGAAAUAAAAAUCCUAGAACAUUGAGCGGCCCUAAAUUGAUUCACGAUGCCAAAAACAUUGCAGCCAUAGCGACACACGUUUGUGGCAGAAGUAGUCCCCCAGAAGUUGUUUAUUCGAAUGCGCCUGAACACUUUGAAUUCGCCGAUGAGGGAGAUCAAGAUCUUUCUAUUGCGGCUCCAACUACACCUCGUAACGAUGGUUACAUGGAACUAGUAGAUGAUGAUUAUGAACCGUAUUCCACGAGUAAAGAUCGAUCGAUUAAUUUCAUAGAGAGAGCUUUUUCCGACACAACUAUGAAAUCUGAUCCCAACGACACGUUAGACAAGAUUACCUCAAACUUGUCCGAAACAUUAGAAUUUAUAGACAGCCCCGAUUCAAAAUCGGAGAGUAUAUUGAAUGACAUCGAAGUUGUAUCGAAACCUCCGUCUACUUCAAAUACCAGUGAGAAUGGCCAGAAAGCAGACUAUAUAGAAAACUCGAGCAGUAUGUCUAAUAACAUAAGCAAAGAUAUCGAAGAUAGUAGUAUUAGUAUGAAUGAAGGACUGAAUGUUGUACAAUCCAAAAUUGGCUCCCUGAGCCUGUCAGAUAUAUCGCCACCGUUGGUGAGUAUCGACGCUGAUAAAAAUGUAGCUAUCGAUAAAAUUAAAGAAGACUCGAUAGACGACAUUUCGCCUCCAUUGGCAUCCGAAAAAGGAUACAGUAUUAAAUCAGUGAAUACUCCAAGAAAAAUUACUCUACCGCCAAACUUAAGGACUUAUUCGCCGGCUAUAUGUCGGUCUGCAAGCGAGACGUUCAAUAGGUCGAACGUGCAUAUUACAAAUUCGCCUUCGCAAAGUGUGAAUUGGUCCCUAUCUGGAAAUUUCAGCUCUAGUCGAUUGUCUCCCGAGACUCCUCCUAUAGACGCCGGUAAAGUCGAUAAGGUGCAAGAGUUGAAGCGUGAAAGAGAAGAACAGACUGAGGUGGUGAGAAGGCUGGUGCUGGAGAGACUCGGGGCGCCCAAGGUGUGCAGGAAGUCGACGCGGAGGAGUAGGAUCUCGCCGUCGAGUUGUAUCCCGCCGCCGGUGCCCCCGCCGCCCGUGAUGGCCCCGCCCUCGCCCGUGCUGUCCGCCCCGCCCCCGCCCCCGCCCCCGCCGCCCCCCGUCUACCCCGAACUACCCCCCCGACCGGCUCCGCCACUAAUGUCCUUAUCCAUUCAGUCUUCUUUUUCUGAUCCAGAAUUAACGAGACAGAGAAGGCCCAAGGGUUUCAUGAAGAGUAUAUCCAAUUAUUUCAAUAAACGCCUGGGACCUCGGCAUAAGUGUGUAUCGGAGCCGGACCUGACGACGCACCCCGUUAGUCAUGGAGCUCAUAAGUCUUUGGGAGCACUAGAGGCUCCCCCAGUGCCACCGCCGCCCGUGUGUUACAGUCCUCCUUGCGCGAGUAGGUCGCCUGAGAGGUCUUCAGCGGAGCAACAGGCGGCGACAGUCGCAGAGAUCGUACAGGUAUCGGCGCAACGGGAGGCACAUCAAGCACUAAUGGCGGCGGACAGGAGGCGCAACGCUACAAACAGUGUGGGCGAUUAAGGGCCAAGGACUCAUCUGAUAUAUUCAUUCUGUAUUUAAACACUCAAAUUGUUACAAUUGCAACAAAAGAAAUUACGUCUCGGUGAAGCGCACGUAUAUUUUUGACGCAACCUGUUCAAAUAGAUGGAAUUUCAUUAUGAUUUAUUUAUUUUCAAAAAAUGUCUCGGCAAAAUGUAAUACCACUGAGAGUUUUUGAAAUAAUAGAACAUAAUAGUAAUAUCUUUACGUUAGAAAUGCAUGAUUUUUAUUUUUAAGACUUUUUAAUAACAAAUUAUAUUAUGAAUAUUUGACAAAAUGUAACGUUGCUUACAUGAAAAGCAGUUGACAUAUUGAAUUUUUGAGAUUUUUGCUUGGAAAAUGUUUUGGAAGUAUAAAUGAACGUUUUAGGCAGACUGCUGACGCGCUUUGUGCGAAGGUGGCCAAGUGAUCUAUGCACUAUUGGGUUACGUGACAAUGCAAUGUAAAACAAAUAUAAAUGUCGUUCAAUUUUGUACGCAUAUCUCUUGUGUUGCAACAACACUUGAAUAUGUAUGUCGCCUUGUAUUAUAGAAAUUAUUAAUGUUAAGAUAAGUUUACCAUUCAAAUAGAGCUUUAUUUAUAUUUUUUUAAUUGAUUAGUAUGUACAUGUAUUUUUUCAUGGUUAAUUAGACGAGUAUUAAAUUGUUCUCAAAUUUUUAUUACAACCGCAACAUCGACAAUAGAAUCGUUCGUUGAACAUUUUUAUACCUUUUUAUAGUAAUGAUUAUUUGUAAUCGACAAUGCUCCAAAGAUACUGCACGCUGAGUUUCGUAGGGUCGUCGUGAUCAUCAUAAUAUACUGAGCUAAUCGUUUUAUUUAGCAUUUACAGUCUGUCUGUCUUCUGGUCCUCUUUCGGAAUGCCAAAAGCUCAUCGCAUUUAAGUAUUAAUUGUUGCGGGUAGUUGUAUGUGUAGGUACAAAUUUUUGUCAGGUUUAACUGGGCGGUACACACGAUCGGUUGGCUUCAGCGGUGUUAAUUCAUGUCACAAAUCGAGAUUCCAAUGGAAUUUAACGGUGUGCUAGAUAUGCCAAAUAAGUUGCAGUGUUCGAUGAUUCAUUCUAUACUGGGAUAAUGGUUUGGGAUCCCUUUUCUGUUCUGAUGUCAAUUAUUUCAUUUCUACCUUUUCUAAUUGUGGGUUGGAAGAGGUCAAGGAGCUGUCUGUUUAACUCUCAUGAUCUGAGUUUCUGAAGUCUAUAUUCAGUAAUUUGUCAUAGCAUUUUCAUAGUUUUCAUUUGCGUAGUUUUAUAAAAAUCGAAACUUGUAGUACAAUUUCAAAAACAAAUUAUCCCAAACGUACAUCAUAAGCCAUCGGACACUGCGAUGUAUGUAGAAAUUAGUGGUAAAAAUAUUUUUGAAUAUAGAGUUGUAUGUGCAAAUAUUUUCUGAAUUGUGUAAUAUUUUUAAUAAUUAUAGUGUAUAUUAUGCCUAAAUGCUUUCGCUUGAUUGCCUAAGAUUUAUAGCCCUUUUUACAUGUUUCGAUCGAACUCGGUAUAUUAAUGGAAUGAAAAAAAAAAUCGAAACUUUGAUGUAAUUUUAAAAUUGUGCUUAAGCCAUUGUUACGGCUCUGAUUAUGAUUUUAUCAAAAUAAGUUAAUUGGAAUAUACGCUCUCUUAUUUCUAAGCAACUUAGUCAGUUAACAAAACACUUUGAAUUUGAAUGAUUUAUAAUAAUUGCUAUAUCAUAACAGUGAAUAGUUCGAUACAAUAACAUUAUAAAUUUAGUGAACCGCGCGUUGUGACAGCACUUCAAUUCGGAGUAUUUUUAUUUAUAUUAAGUAUUUUAUGGGGUACUUGGAAAAAGGGGAUUUCUUAGAAUUAUUAUUAUUAUUUUAGAUUUUCCUUUUCUAUCAGUAACAGAAAACAAUUAUUACCUUGGAACUAUAAUAUAUCUAUAUUACAUAAGAGUUGCUAAUAAUUAAUUUAUGAGAAAUACAACUUGUGAAAUCGAGUUAAAUAAACGAAAUAAUGAUCACACAAUAAUAUUUAUUACUUUCUUAUAUCAUUUUCUUUAAAUAAUAAUAGUCUAAGAAAUUCCCUUAAAUAAUUAUUCAGUGAAAAAUUAAGGCUAUGAUGUUUCUAUGUUCGUUGAAAUUUAUAUGGAUAAGAAUAAAACAUAUUAUUAUAAUUUUAUAAGUAAUGGCAGACGUUCCUUACUGUAAAAUAUGCAAUAAUUAUCAGAAAUUAUAUGGAUCCUGGGGGAAAACAUUACUAUAAAGUUAGAUUCGAGUUUAUCAACAAAUUAGGCAGGCUAGAGUGCUGUCGGGUUUCUGGUGAAAGCUGGUGAUGAGACAUUAUAAUAUUUCUAGUGUUUUCUAUAGUGUGAUGAAGUGUUGAAGCGAGGUUUACGGGCUUUGGUCUUCGUGUGCUCCGUUGAAACUUUAUGAAAAUAUAUUUUCUAUUACAAUUUUAUGUAUAUUUAAAAAAUAAUGGACCGUUUGAAAUUUAAUCAUCAACGUGAAUUUGUACUCGUUCAUAUUUUGCAUUUUCACUAAGUAAUUUUAAGAUAUAAAAAAAUUCUUGGAACUAUUCUAUAUUGAACACACAUUAAUAUUUUGUCCAUUAAUGUAUGUGAAUUAUAUAAAUAAUAAGCUGUGCAUGUAUAUAAUAUUUUUCAAUUAUAAAUUUUUAUAAUUUUAUUAUAUACUAGCUUCCG